Trichomycterus rosablanca is the source of this 1446-nucleotide messenger RNA. RefSeq names its product inhibitory synaptic factor 2Ab (gene insyn2ab). Lineage: Eukaryota; Metazoa; Chordata; Actinopteri; Siluriformes; Trichomycteridae. The record is from RefSeq and is a predicted model, not a curated record. The transcript has 3 exons. Gene Ontology annotation, biological process: inhibitory postsynaptic potential. Gene Ontology annotation, cellular component: postsynaptic density. The coding region runs from base 1 to 1371 and encodes 456 amino acids.
AUGGUCAGUAAGGAGACAGGCCGGUGUGUCCUGUCAAAUUCAGAGUCGGACUCAGACUCAGGGGGUCCGACUCUGGGAGAAGAGAGCGGUGGCCCUGCGGACACUGUACGUAAAAGAAACAAAGCCCUGCAGGUCCGAUUCAAGGACAUCUGUGAGGCCCAGAAUGAAGCGGCACGUCUAGCUCAAGGUGCCAAGGGGCGCUCGGUUUCGUGCAAGGUCGUACACAGAAGGUAUCUGACCAUGCCGGCGCGGCGCUCCAUACCCAACGUGACCAAGAGCACUGCGGUGCAAACCUCGCCUGACCUCAAGAAGCAUUAUCAGACUUUCCCGUUCGAGCGCAAGAAGGGCAACACGAUCAAACACGCAGCUUUGGUGGAGAACUAUCAGGGACAGAACAACGGGUUCUUAAAUGAAGUAAAAAGUAUCGAGGAGGACAGGCCUUGUGGGGGUAGAGUACAAAAGACUCGAGUCAUUUUGCACAGUAUGCCUCCAUGCACAGAUGUGCAGGACUUGUGCGCAGGGUCCGAUGGCCCGGACAGCAGCCUCGAUUCCUCAGGUCAAAGCAGGGAAACAAACCUGCACCAAUUAGACGUUAAGGACGAAGGAGCUACCCAAGGAAGUGGCUACAAGCACAAAGGAUUAGCCAAUCAGGGCAAGACAGGGGCAGAACAAGACCCCAACUGCACCAAGAGCUCUUUUACAUCUUCCUCAACACAACUCCUGCCGGACAGGGGUGCCACCUCAAAAGUUACAGGACCCAUUGCAUGGACAUCUUUGACACAAGUGGAAAGUCUGGACAGUCCCUCUGAGCAGUUUAAGCAUGAAGAGGUUGCACCAUUGAAUGGUGCGCAAUCUCAGACCUCAACCACGUGUCCCUCACAGGAAACCAGCCAUGGUCACUUUCAUGGCAGUCACGGCUUUGGGAGUACGAGCACCCGAGACGACACAGGGGGUCAUGGCUGCAGGCAGGCGAUUUCUCUGCCUGGGGCAGAAGGAAAUGUGAAGGCUCGGCUGCAAGCCAUGGAUGCCCUCAUUAGCUCCAGCCAGGAGACCAUUAAAGUUCUGCUGGGGGUCAUUCAAGAGCUCGAGAAAGGAGAGGCACAGCGUGAAGGCAGACUAUCAUACCGUACAGGACAGGAUACAGCCAACUGUGACACAUGCCGCAACAGUGCCUGCAUCAUCUACAGUGUGGAGCUGGACUUUAAGCUGCAAGAGGAUAAAUUACAACCCUUGAUAAAAAGACUGUGUCCAACAAUGGACCUGCCCUACCAGUCCCUGCCUUACACACAUGAAGUGUAUACUUCCACCCCCAAACGCAAGUCCAAAAUGGAGGCCAAGAAGCAUGCACGCUGGAAACUCUGGUUCCUUUGAUUCAGCACUUCCUGUGCAGCUCUCCUGAAUCCGGCAUCCAUGUGGCAUCAGGCAUCAGCCAACAGCAUUUGGAGA